Molecule: messenger RNA, 3037 nt
Organism: Coccidioides immitis RS
Lineage: Eukaryota; Fungi; Ascomycota; Eurotiomycetes; Onygenales; Onygenaceae
Exons: 4
Coding region: 206-1777 (523 amino acids)
Source: RefSeq, a predicted model, not a curated record
CUCUCAUCCUGUCCUUGGUUCUUCUUCUUGGUCUUGUUCAUUCUUAUUCUGUUCUCCUCUCCUCUAGGAUGGCAUGUUUCCCGCGUUCCACCCUCCGAUGAUUUGCAGAAUUUUCUGUCUGACUGUCUACCCCGUCUCCUGACCCCUUCGACGUCCAUAGCUAUACCCCCCCUUCUCCGUCACCGGACGGCUCUCACCACCACCAAUGACAGAACCCACCACUUCCCGCCUUCCAAGUGUCCUGCUGGAACCUCCUCCAAAGGGUGUGGAGUUGGAGGACCCCGGAGCCCAGGAAUCCGCUGUCGAAAGUGAUGAUGAACAUUUCUCCGAUGCAUCCGAAGGCCGGAACAACACUGGACUUCCACGACUUGACAUUCCUCAGCCUCAAGAGGUGAAAAGCCUUUGCGUGAACGUGCCCCUUAGCCCUGGCGGCACUCCCAUACCACUCACUGUCGUCGAGAAGGUGGAUCCAGACGACGACACAAGAUACAGCGACGAACCCGGGACUCCGGCAUAUAAAGCUCGGAAAAUGGAUGCAGUUCUCGAUCUGGUUUAUAAAAUGGGUGAAUGGGACCCCGAACUAUCUGCUAAAGCUUCACAAACCCUGUCACAGAGUCCUUCUACCUCUCCUCUUCCUGAGACAAAGCUGUCCCGUGUGGAUUCUCCACCGGAAAGGAUAUCCUCGCCAUCAUCGUUUUCUGCCCAUAAACGGAGGCCAAGUGAUGCACUUGCCGAUGUCGUGGAAGAUGUGCAAGAUAUCGAUGGUUCAACCGCUUUGCCCGGAGGUAGAGCCUCUUCACAAGAACUCGACCAGAAUUCUAGCCCGAUAGCCGGUGGAUUUGGGAAUGGUCUUGCUCAUGAUGAAGAAAAUGCACCACUUGGGGAGGACUUCGACGAUUUUAAAGAGGGCGAUGACGACGCGGAACACGAUGACUUUGGUGAUUUCGAUAAUGAGUUUCAGGAAGCACCUUCAGAUGCUGCUAUCGACAUCGAGCAUACAGAGGGCGGCUUUACGCCAAUGGAGACCUCUCCUACGUCGGCUCCUGCUCUUUUAGACCUUAACUCUAUUGACUCGCUAUCGAACCUCCUGGAAGUUACGUCGGAUCACCUUGAUGAUCUCUUCCCCAAAUCGGCAAGCCUCUUCACACUACCUCCAGUUGACCCUAUCCCCGAUUCUUCCGCAAUAUUCAGCACAGAACGCUCCUUAUCACUUUGGUCACAACUAGUCGCUCCACCACCACUCCAACCUCCAAAUUGGACGAAAUCCCGCAUCCGUCGCCUCUUCCUUGUCUCCCUUGGUGUACCCGUUGACCUCGACGAAAUCCUUCCCGCAUCCAAACAAAAGAAGUUAGUCCUUCCCUCAAUUACAAUCGACGAAACAACCCGCAACUCCCACGAUGCAUCUAGGCGACUGCGAAGCAACCCCAAGAAAUCACAUGAGGGCAGUGAUCGAACAGCCCGCUCAUCCACAUCUACCGACACUAGGCGCUCUGGAUCGCGCAACCGUCCCUCGCGUCGUCGCCGUGGGCAGCCGUCGGCACCGGAAUUGGAUCUAUCCGCCGUGCGACGAUUAUGUGCAACCACAGAUGCCGCGCUGGACGGGUUCACGGACGAGGAGAUGCAGCAGCAUAUUAAGAUCCUCGAAGAAAUGACGGUCCGGGCGAGUGGGGUGCUGGAAUACUGGUUGAAGAAGAGAGAUGGUCAGGUCGGCGAGAAGGAGGCGUAUAACGGCGUUAUCGAAAAUCUGGUGAAACACGCGAGACAGGUGAGAAGUUGAGAUUUGGGAGCGCAGAAAUGGAGCAACGAAGAUGGAGAAACAAUUCUCAUCUAAUCAUGCGGUUCGCCAUUUCGGAUUUAACAUGUAUAAAAUCCCCUCCUAAUCAAAUAUGAGCGGAGGAAGGCUGGAUCCUUCCUUUUGAUCCUUAUCUUCAGCCCUUAUAUCGUUCGAUAUGUACUCUUUAAUCUAUACUACAGUACCAUUAUUUUCUGAUUCCUUAUUUCUGGAUUUUAUAGUCGUCUGGCAAUAAUAUUUCUCAUCUGAGAGUAAUGUUUUAUGCCCCGACUUUCGUAUGUACGUCCAUGCAUCGCGGUGUCGCCUGCCAAGAUUGCACCGAGUAUCAUUUCAAGCACCGCUAGGUGCCGGCUUGACUCAGGAAGACAGGCACAAAGCGCAUGCGUAUUGAAGAAAAGCAUCAUUACAAAAGCACAUGCAGAAAAGUCAGCAAAAGAAGCGCAAAACAGAUUUCAAAAUAGCAGAGGGCGCCGGUGUCUAGCUUUUCCUGCCACAAACACGCUUAUACCCAGUUUUAUGACGCAUCCAACCCAAAUGAAUUAAGAAGGAAUAAGGCAGAAAGGAACGUGACUAUAAGAAAAAAAAAAAAAAUCUUUUCACGGUGAUGCGGUUCUAGAGCAAGGUGAGCCCAAUGCGUCUCAGACUGGGAAAACAAGAUACGCAGCGCUGUAGGAUCUUGGGGUAUCAUAAGUUUGAGAACAAUCAUACAAGCAAAUCGGAUAUUUAAUCGAUUUCGAUAAUCUCCGGUGCUGGCCUUUUCAUUGACGUUUGGGGGUUCCUAAAUUCAGGGGCGGCGAUCCCAGGAAUGCUGGUCUCCUUCUUGUGUGUUACCGGCGAUUGCUGGUCUGAUUCGGUUUUCGGAAUCCAAGUACCAUCCAGCUUGACCAGAAUGGCCUUUACUUCAUCAAGCUGAUUUUUCUGAACCAGCUGAGAACGGAUGUCAAGAAGGAAUUCAUCUAUUAGCAAUGACUGAGGCCGUGCAUCUUUGCGGCAUAUUGGACACUUCCAAUUUUCCGCCAUACUGUGUCCAGUACCUGUAGGACGAGUGGCGAGGAAAGUGUCAAGAUCGAAGCAUUCCCAGUGCGAACAGAGCUUGCCACGAACAGGAGUUUCAAAAAUACGGGCCAUAAAAGGGUCAACCAAAUCAAUUGCAAUAUAAUCGUCAACAAUAACGACUUCAUCGUCAUUGGCAAUCGCAUCUUGAAGCUUUUUGAUGAUACGGUUGAGAGCGGUGGCUUUCGGGAG